AUGGAAAAAUCCAUUACCAUUGAGGAAUUUUUGACCAGAUCAGAAUUGAGCCAACAUGAUGAAGGGGAUUGUUUGCCAUCAGAAUUUGAGUCUCAGUUGCCAGAGCAUGUUAAAUUAGAUGACAGACCACUUGGUACAGGACAACUGCUAGACUGCUGGGAAAAGUUAUCGUCUCAUGAUCAAAUCACUUUUCAGAAACAAUAUGGGGAUCUAUCACAUUUACUGAAAAUUAGGGUCCAACAUGCUUGUUUUCAAGCCAUGAUAGGGUUUUGGGAUCCAGAAUAUCGGUGCUUCACAUUUGAUACUGUGGAUAUGACUCCUACUAUCGAGGAGUAUGAAUCCCUGCUAAAUUGUCCCAAGUCAGAAAAGGUGUACUUUUACACACCUAUAGAGCAUGCACUUUCUAACUUUGCUUGGAUUACCCAAAUAGACUGUCAACUAGCAAAAUCACAUGCAACUAAACGUGGAAAUAGCCAGGGUUGGUUUUGGAAUGAGCUAGAGGCCAUAUUCAAGAAGAGAUUACAUGAUGAAAGCAAUGAAAUUCGAUUGAGAAUUUUGGCCUUAGGCAUAUAUGGUUUGGUUCUUUUCCCAUCUGCCGAAGGAAUGAUUGAUUUUGAAGCUGUUAAUGUAUUCACAAAUGUGGUGACCCUUAAAAUUAAUCCUGCUACAGCAAUAUUGGCAGAAACUUUCUCAUCCUUGAAUUAUUGCAGAAAAGCUGGAAGGGGUCGUUUAAGAUGUUGCUUGCAGUUAUUGUUUGUCUGGACUGUGAGUCAUAUGAUUGAGGGGAAGAUUUCAGGUUUGGUUGGUACCCCGUGGCAUCUUUAUUCUCAGCUGGAGAAUUUUGCUGAAAAACACUUGCAUGAAGUAGGAAAAACCACAUGGGAAUCAAUGUUCCUAAGUCUAAGUAAAUCUCAAUUUCAUUGGAGAAGUCGAUAUGCUUAUUUCAAAUCUUAUCUGGCGUAUUGUGGUGAGUACCCAUGGGUCCCGUUGAUUGGAGCCCGCUGCUGUAUUAGUUACUGUCCUAACCUGGUUUUACGACAGUUUGGAUUUGAGCAGUUUAUUCCAAGGACUACUAAACUGGCAACAUUUUAUGAAGAUUUCAAGACCUCAAAGAAAUUAUUGGAGUCAGUGAAGAAGGCAUGGAAACAUCCUGGUAGGGUUACUUCCGCUAAGAGAGUAGAAGGAAAAACAACUGAAGGAUAUCCAAUAUGGCAAAAGAAGAGAGGGAAAGGGUAUAAAGUUCCUCCUUUUGAAGGGCCACCCAGGUUUUUGAUUCAGUCUGCUGAAGACACACACGAAGAAGUUCGCGCCCAACAAGAAUCCUAUAACCUAAGUUUGAAUGCUGAAGUGGAAGAGUUAUGGGCUAAAAAAAGAAAGUUAGAAUCUAAUCUAGUCACUCGAGAAAAAGCUUUGGCUAUCAUAAAACAAGAAAAGGAUGACUUGUCAGCUCAGCUACAACAUCAACAACUUGAGUUCCAGCAAUUACAAGAAAAAUAUGUACUUUUGUCAGAAGAUAAGAGGAAGCAAGAUGUCAACAUGAAGAGAUAG
Molecule: messenger RNA, 1548 nt
Organism: Populus trichocarpa (black cottonwood)
Lineage: Eukaryota; Viridiplantae; Streptophyta; Magnoliopsida; Malpighiales; Salicaceae
Exons: 1
Coding region: 1-1548 (515 amino acids)
Source: RefSeq, a predicted model, not a curated record